This is a messenger RNA of Trichoplax adhaerens, 924 nucleotides long. RefSeq lists its product as uncharacterized. Gene Ontology annotation, cellular component: nucleus; nuclear origin of replication recognition complex. Gene Ontology annotation, biological process: DNA replication. The record is from RefSeq and is a predicted model, not a curated record. NCBI's taxonomy places the organism in Eukaryota, Metazoa, Placozoa, Uniplacotomia, Trichoplacea, Trichoplacidae. Gene Ontology annotation, molecular function: DNA replication origin binding. The transcript has 11 exons. Bases 1 to 924 code for a protein of 307 amino acids.
AUGGCUAAAGUGGACCUAAGUAUCACCUUUUUAGGCGAUGACAACGUGGUCGAUCAUAUUGUCAACAUUGCAGUAGGCAACGAUAAACAAAAUAAGACUACGUCCAGCCGGACUUCAAAACCAAUUAUUAUCGAACCGAGCGAUGACCAUGAUGGUGCAACAGGUGCAUAUCAGAGAUGUUCUAAAACUGAAGCUACAGAAGAUACGAAAAAAUUUCCAUCACAAAAGAGGGGUGCCCUAAAGCCAAUUUCCAAUCAAGUACAUGAGAAUAGCGUAGAAGAAAAUGGAAGUGAUGUUUCCGUGGACGAGGACACUAACAAUAUCGAUGACAACGGAUCCGAUCUGGAAGCAGAAUCGUCUACAACGACUAGUUCUAAGAAAUUGGACAUGGAAGAUACAAUUGAUAAUUGUGCAGAAUAUGCCAAGAAUCAACGCGCUCGCUGCUUACUAUAUAAGAUUUACAGGAAGAAAUUUAACUGGUGGAUGUCUGAAUUAUGGGAAGGCUUUAAUCUCCUGUUUUAUGGACUUGGUUCUAAGCGAACAUUGCUGGAACAAUUUCGAGCAGUUUUGUUACAGUCUUACCCUCAUCUUGUUGUAAAUGGGUAUUUUCCUAACAUGUCUAUUAAAAAUAUCCUAAAUAGCAUUACUCAAGAUAUCCUAAAAUUUGAGGCUUCAUUCCGGAGCCCAAUUGAUCAAUGCAAUUAUAUUACAAAUUCUUUAAAUGGAAUACCAUUUCAAGAAUGUUACAUAAAAUGCCGCGAAAAUUUCUUAGUUAAUAGUGAAUCGACUCUUAAGGCUCAUCUAACAGAAUUUUUUGAUCAUAAAAUGAUUAAAUCACGCAAGGGACCACUUGGUGUUGAGCAUUUAAGUAUUCCUAUUGAUACGACUUUAUUAAGUGACUUUAUGGACGAUUAUAAUGUUUAA